Messenger RNA from Microsporum canis CBS 113480, 1776 nucleotides. RefSeq lists its product as uncharacterized. Lineage: Eukaryota; Fungi; Ascomycota; Eurotiomycetes; Onygenales; Arthrodermataceae. The coding region runs from base 1 to 1776 and encodes 591 amino acids. The record is from RefSeq and is a predicted model, not a curated record. The transcript is spliced from 2 exons.
AUGCGCAGAAGCAAUCGCAUUUUAAGAAGGCAUGAUGAUGAUGAUGAUGAUGAUGUUGAAGGACCCUCUGCACAGCUCUCCUUUGACUUGAAGACAAUCGCGAAACGAUCAGCUGCGAAACGCAUUGGUUCCGCACUGAUUAAACAAGCUGAGACACUUGGGGAGACGCCUACUCAGAAACCUACUCAUACCACCGUAGGCAUAUCCCUCAAUAGCAUAUCGCCUGCUGAUAGCGAUAUUGGUACCUUGCGGGGAAAACUAAAACGCCCACGACGAAAUCAGGAGCGGAGAUUAAAAAGUAGCUCUGAGGACAUAUACGAUGUUGAUGAAGCUCCACUGAAUGCUGUUGAGACAAGGGAUGGGGCCUCAGCCCAUUCUGGGUUUACACCCGAUACUGAAUCUAGUGAUGAUGAGCCUAGUAGCUCAUAUGUGGAAUGUGAGGAUGUUAUCGGAUUGCAACACCCACCAGAUAUACCACCUGAGGUGCCUCUCGUGAUGAUUGAGAAAGCACCGGUCGCAGAAUUUAAAGAGAUGGCUACGGGGAGAGAUGGUGUUGCUACAUCGGACGGUAGUGGAAAGCAGGAUGAAGUAUUGGACAACGGGCGGGCUGAUCCGCCGUCUAACUUGACGGAACCUAAGGGAAACCCAAUGUUUGAGAGUGAAUAUGGGCCUACAAGCACGGAUUCAGAUGAAGAUGAGGACGAGGAUGUGGACGAGGAUGAGAACGGAAGAGAAGAUGUACUGGAAACUCUGGAACAGAAAGAAGUGGUGCUGCCGAAAGAUGCUUCCGAGGAUGACAUAUACUUGGAAAUUUCAGAUACAGAUGUCUACACUGAAUAUGGUCUUCGAGAUGAUUCGACCUUCUGGGAUGCUUCUAAAAUAUUCGAUCAAGAGCAGAACUGGCGUGAACUGAUUUCCGAGGCGAAGAGGCUGAUAAAACAAACAAACGGCCUAACUACUGGGUCUACAAAGGAUCUGUUCCGGAGCAUUUCAAAUGGAAUUGACACUUAUAAGGAGAGCAUCGAUUCAAAAAACAAGAAUCAAAGCUUUAACUAUUUAGAGGCAGAACACAGCUCUACCGCCAGCAUAGAAAGACAGGUUUCCCAGGUCUUGAUCGAUCUAUAUCCAUAUAAUGUCGAUUUGCCAAAAAACCUAUCAAAACUCACAUCUACCACUCAUGAAGUGGCUACUGACACCAUCCCUGGGAUGGUUGGACUCUUGCAGUGGUGCCUGGUGGCGCAUUAUUCCAAUGACAGCGUUACUGCUGAAGGAAUAGACCAGCUGACGCGAUUAUUGGAUUCCCUCGGCAAACUUUGUGAAGCAGUCCAGGCAGAGCCGCCCAGACCAACUCCUGAGCUUGCAGAUAAGCUUAAAAUUACAAGCGUGCUUGUUCGGUUUAUGUCCUACGUGUUUAGGCACCAGCAGCUCAACACGCGGAAGCCAGCAACCACGCAGCCUCUGAUCGGGCGGCCCCAAAACUUAGGGCAACAUCACGAUGAGCAUGAAGCAGGUUUGAUCGAAUCAGAAGCGUCUAUUACUGCCUUGCAAGAGAAAUGCCCCUGGAGCAGGGCGGAGAGCGAAGCCCUCUUUGACGCCCUGCAGAAAUAUCGAGGGCCAGAACGAUAUAAUUUAAUUCUCAGAGAGCUAAGGGACGUCCUGGGCCAUCGUAGCGUAGAGGAACUGAGAGAGAAGACGAUGGAGACACGGGCUGGACUGUUAGCUCUGCCUGAUGAAAAGCGGCCUCAUUACAGCCAAUGGAGCUUCCUUGACCAGUGA